Molecule: messenger RNA, 1272 nt
Organism: Microsporum canis CBS 113480
Lineage: Eukaryota; Fungi; Ascomycota; Eurotiomycetes; Onygenales; Arthrodermataceae
Product: IBR domain-containing protein
Exons: 3
Coding region: 1-1272 (423 amino acids)
Biological process (GO): protein polyubiquitination; ubiquitin-dependent protein catabolic process; positive regulation of proteasomal ubiquitin-dependent protein catabolic process
Cellular component (GO): cytoplasm; ubiquitin ligase complex
Molecular function (GO): zinc ion binding; ubiquitin protein ligase activity; ubiquitin conjugating enzyme binding
Source: RefSeq, a predicted model, not a curated record
AUGCAACGAAGAAACACUUCGGCUCAUCGCCAUCAUCAUCGUCAUCAUCAUCACUCCCGUCGCCUACAGGCCGACUCGAAUGAAACGCCAGGGAUAGACGAAGAGGCAGAGCGAGAGAGGUUGCCAAAGAAAGAGAAGCGAGUCUACAGGUCAUCUCUGAGGACUCAUAAGUCACAUCGCCGUCAAGAUGAUACCGACGCUGGAGCAACCAGAUCUGACCCAGAUGCUCACAGUCAAAUAAAAUAUACUGGUAAAGGCUCAGCAGAGGACGAUACGGUUGUGUCGCACCCAUAUAACUCGUCUCAGACCCAUCGUCAGGCUGUUGAAGAGAAGAGAACACGCACUUCUGACUCUUUGAAGGUAUCUACUGAAGGGUCUGCUGCCAAAAGAACGCCUAUGAGCGAUGCCAAACGAAGCAGUCCGCAGGCGCUAUUACUGAAGAUGUUCAGACCAGCAGCAUCCAUGUCGGAGAGACGAAUUACAUGCUUGACAUGCUUGUCUGAUGAUAUUCCUAUUAAUAAAUCAGCCAAACUCGCAUGUUCACACAGGCUAUGUCACGGCUGCCUGAGGCGGAUAUUCACCCUCUCUAUUACAGACCCGCAGCAUAUGCCACCACGGUGCUGCACAUCAGACCACAUACCCCUAAAGCACGUCGAAAAGCUGUUCGACUACAAGUUCAAGUUGAAGUGGAAUAGAAAGUACAGAGAAUACACCACUAAGAACCGAGUAUACUGUCCUUCUAGGGGCUGUGGGAGAUGGAUUCCCCCUUCAAACAUAUUCACAGAUACCAGCUCUAGCGGUAUUCCUGGCCGUAAAUACGGGAUAUGCGGCCGCUGCAAGGUGAAGGUCUGUUGCGUAUGCAAUAGGAAAUGGCACAGGAGCGGGGACUGCCCCCUGGACGAGGGCUCUAUCAAAUUCGCAGAGGUCGCUGCGCAAGAAGGGUGGCAGCGCUGUUUCAGUUGCUCUGCCAUGGUAGAGCUAAAAGAGGGCUGCAACCAUAUAACCUGCCGAUGCACCGCGCAAUUCUGCAUUGUCUGUGGUUCAAAGUGGAAAACGUGUGACUGCCCGUGGUUUAACUAUAAUGACUCGCUAGGGGGCCCCGAUAUCCCUGGAGAAUUUCGACGACCAAUUCUAUACCGGGAAGAAAUCGAUAGGAGGCAUCAGCAGGAAGAAGAGGACGAAGCUCUAGCCCGCCAGCUUCAGGGCUUGCUUAACCUGGACAUGCCACCUGACCCCCAUAACCCCCGAGUUUAUAUUCAACCUGGGCGCUGA